AUGAGUGGACAACCUCCUCCCAGCGCGCCUACAAUGGACAAACCCGUCAAUCGCCCGAGAUUGAACAAACGAAAGCGAGUCUCGCGAGCAUGCGACUACUGCCGUGCCCGGAAGCAUAGAUGUGAUGGCCGCCGCCCGGCUUGCUCAUCGUGCUCCGCCACCCGCCAACAAUGCAGCUACGGCUCGGGAAUCAAGAAGCGCGGGCUGCCGACUGGAUAUGUGCGGGCUCUCGAGCUGCUAUGGGCCCUCGUGUUUACCGUCAUCCCCAACAGUACGAGCAUAGUCGGAGAGCUCAUGCCAGAGAUCCAGUUUGCCCUCGACUCUCGCUCAAGGCUGGUCAUGGACAGCAGGCUCAUCAAAGACCCGGAGAUGCUGAGACAGGCUUGGGAGGACAGUGGUAUCCAGGGACAGUUGGAUCAGCUCUUAUUAAAUGUCCAGGAAAGCAGCGAUGCAGGUGCAAAUCCUGCCCCCACCGAAAAUGAUCAGGGCUCUGCCUUGGACCUUCCUCCUCACCUCCGGUCGUUCGAGGCUAUCCAGAGUGCAUCAGCUGAUAGAGCUCGACUCGGCUCUGAUCCCGCAGGCACCAACAGUGCAGAAACACCGUCUGGUCAACAGUCGAUAGCAACUCAAGCUCCAUCACAAAGAGAUGCCGCAUCAGCCACCUUUCCUCAGAAUGCUCAGCGUCUGCUGGAUAUAUACUUUGCCCAUACCCAUUGUUGGCUGCCUAUCGUGCAAAAGCACAAGAUGCUGGAGUUGCUGCACUCGCCUUCACGGACCGCCCUGGGAGAAGGGGGAAACCUGGCCACUUUCUGGGCAGUCCUCGCACUCGCGUCCCUUCAAGAGUCUCCGGACCCUCUUGGCCCAACUAACCAUCGAGACUCCCUCUCGACGCCGGAGCAAAUCUACGCCAAGGCAAGACAACAGAUACCCAACGAGGGGGCACGGGAGCCCGGCUAUGUCCAGGCCUUGCUCAUCUUGAGCCUCUUUAAACUUGAUCAGGGAGAACUCUCAGCUUCCUGGCAUCUAAUCGGCCAAGCUGUGAGAAUUUGCCUUGAUCUGGGUACGUUGAAUCUCGACAGAAAAGGCUCAGACGCCGCUUGUGGCAGCGAUGACAACCAGAGCCGGCUGCUCCUAAGUUGCUUUGUACUCGAUACUAUCGUAUCGUGCCAGUUGGGCAAGCCACCCCAUCUCAGGACAGCAGAUGUACGGUUCCUGCCCACCCUGGCAGAAACAGGCCCGGAUGAGUGGGAGCCACGGACUGUGUAUCCUGGCAAGUCCAGCGAUGGUAGCUCCAUGCAUCAGCCAUUGCGGGCAAUAAGCAUCUUCAACCGCUAUGUUGAUGUGAUUCGCAUUCUCAACGAUGCCAUGUCAAAUACAUUGGCAUCAAACGAGCUUUGCAUCAAGCACUCAUUGGCACUGAGCCGCUGGCAUGACCAACUGCCAAAACACUGCGUCCUCUCUUCUUUACCAGGCCAGGAUCAGCUCGAAGCCGUGGAAAGAUUAUCACCACAACUCAUUAAUCUUCACCUUGCCUUCAAGAGCACCGAGAUGUUCCUCAAGGCGCAACGGGCUAUUGCCUUGCAGCACGGACUACCAAGCACGCAAAGCACAGAAGUCAUCGGCCUUUCAACCAUGCAUCUCAUAUUGAUGUUUGCGAAACAUUUCGUGAUGUCCAGUAUGCCUGCUAUAUUCACUAGUUACCAGGCCAUCGGUGACAGAGCAGUCGCCAGGCCAAGCCACGCCGGCUCAACUCCCCACUCGCAUCUUGCACGGCCAGACCUUGCUGGGAACCACCAGUCCCCGGCGUUGUGCUGCGAGUUCCCCCCGGGUUGCCUGCCAACGCCGGCAGAAUAUCCAGAAUAUGUCAUGGCUGGUACCAACGACUUGGUGUCUUCUGCCGUCCCGUCACUGUCAUGCCACACAGAAGAUCUGACGCACGAACACGACAAAGAAGCCUGGAAGCAUCUAUUCGGCAUCUUGGAGCUAAGUGAAGCAGGCAUUUCGAGCCAAAAGGAUCUGAAAGAUCUCGACUACUUGAAUGGAAUGGGAUGGUGA
Molecule: messenger RNA, 2055 nt
Organism: Fusarium vanettenii 77-13-4
Lineage: Eukaryota; Fungi; Ascomycota; Sordariomycetes; Hypocreales; Nectriaceae
Exons: 2
Coding region: 1-2055 (684 amino acids)
Biological process (GO): DNA-templated transcription; positive regulation of transcription by RNA polymerase II
Molecular function (GO): DNA-binding transcription factor activity, RNA polymerase II-specific; DNA binding; zinc ion binding
Source: RefSeq, a predicted model, not a curated record